Molecule: messenger RNA, 1617 nt
Organism: Acanthaster planci (crown-of-thorns starfish)
Lineage: Eukaryota; Metazoa; Echinodermata; Asteroidea; Valvatida; Acanthasteridae
Product: COA8 family protein CBG23705, mitochondrial-like
Biological process (GO): intrinsic apoptotic signaling pathway
Cellular component (GO): mitochondrion
Source: RefSeq, a predicted model, not a curated record
CACUCGAAGUUGAUGCCGACUACUGUCCAGUUGGUGCAAAACAGCCGAACAGGGCCGGGAACAGGGUGCACAUAAGCACAAUGUUACUUUCAAGAAACGUCAAAGUUUUCGUUUCCUGCUGUUAUAAAAAAAGAAUCUGUGCUAGUCCACUCCAUCAGAGGCAUAGCAGUAAAUACAUGUAUACACCACUAGUGGCCCCUUAUCAGCUAUUUACUUCGGAUUCAGCAGCCAAUGCAGACAAAGUCCCAAGUGAGGCUAAUGACCAUCAGCACAAGGCAGAGCCUCCUGAUUGUCCGGAUUGGGAUUGGAUCGGCCCGGUGGACAAACGCUCCAAUCUCCGACAACUACGCUUUGCUCAGAGACCGAAUGAAACAGAAGCAGAGAGAAAGUACCGAGAGAUGAGGGAGGAAAUCUAUGACUGGAAUCACGCCUUCUGGGCCCAGCAUAACCAGAACUUCAUUGAGGCCAAAGAACGUUUUGUUAAGGAGGCACUCGGCAAGAAAGGAGAAGGGCUCUUGGAUGAAGAUGGAGCAAAACGAGUGUUGAGUGCGGAUAAAAUGGCCGAGUUCUACAGAGAAUUUCUCCAGGACAACCGGCAAACACUCAAGCUGUAUAACCGGGAAUGGUACCGAAAAAACACCGCCCUCUUGUGGCCUGCAUUCAAGAUUGCUGUGCAGAGGCUGUUGAGAAGGUGACCCUACAAAGUCGCUGGGAGAACAACAGGAUUUCGUCCAUCUUCAAGCGUGUGAAAAUCUCCUCUUGCUGAAUGCAAAAUGACAUCAACAUUCCCAAAUGUACAUGUAUGUUUUACUCCAUGCCUCAAGGAGAUUGAACUUGGUGUAAAAAUCUCAUGAAAAAGCUGUCCUACAGUGUCUCAGAGUGGGCAUCUGUGAUGAAGAUUCAUGCAUCUGUACAUGAGCUUGUUUUUUGCAAUCUUUUUUUAACAAUACUCUUGAGGACCGGUUACUGUCCAUUUUAGUUCCUGUUCAGACUUUGUCAAAAUGCCCUCUACAUGUAGGUCUUAAUCAGUGUUCUGAAGACUUGGCUCAGGUGUGAGAAGCUUUUGUCUCCCACAUCCCAUUGUUCCUGGUCCUAAGUUUAGUAGGAUAACGAGUCCAUUCACUAUUGUCCCAUUGUCCCAAGUCAUGAAGGAUAACAAGUGGACUUAUCCAAUACCAUGCCUAUCAUGCCAAGGAGAUAUCUUCCCUGAUGGGAGAAAGACCAGAGAGGGUAGACACUUGAACUUAGUAUCAGAAGUUUUUAUUGCUCAUAGCAAUCUCUUGACAGGUUAGUUUCCUUCAAGCUGAUGUUAUACUUCUAUUCAAUGAAACUUGACAUGCAGAUGCCUUGAUACUAUUCUAAUAAUAUAUCUAUCACAUUGUAUGAUUAGAGAUGAUUAGCUUUUCCUUUAGCUUUUCCUUUACAUUUACCAACAACAGGUGGACAAAAUUUUACCAUUGAAAUCAGUACAUGUAUUACACAUGACAAAUGUAAUACCUGGAAGAAAAGUUUUUGAAAAUAAAUCAACUUUGGUAAGUAGCUGCUUUUUUUCCCGGUACUAAUUCCGGAUGUGGAAUUUAAAAAACAUGAAUGUGAAUAAAUGGCAAUAAUGCAUGA